AUGUCCGAGCAAUCCACAACACCACCACCCCCCACCCCCACAAAAGGCGACCCGGAAUGGUGGAGGAGGAAGUUCAGCGGACUCACGGGCCUGGGCCUGAGCGACGAAGAACGGGCCGCCAAUCGCGCAGAAGCCGAGUGUCGAAAGUGCGAGAAGAACAGGGACUAUCUCAUGAACUACAGUUCCGUCCCCCGUCCCCCGUCCCCCGUCCCCCGUCCCCUCCCCUCUCCCAAACCCUCAGCCCAUCCCAGCCCCGACUAACUAACCCCUGCGCAACACGACAGGUCCCAUAGUCCGCUUCAUGCUGGAAAACAUCUCAAUGUUAAACGGUAGAAUGGACGAUUCAAACGUAAGGUGCAUGCCCUGCGAGAACCUCCAGUCCGGCGGCUUCUCGCCCGAGCACGGGGUCCUGCUCUGCCAGAACCGCCUGCGCGAUAGGGGGCAUACGGAGGACACGCUCGCGCACGAGCUCGUCCACGUGUACGACCACUUGCGGUUCAAGGUCGAUUGGGAGGAGCUGAAACACCAUGCUUGCUCAGAGGUAUAUACAUCCCGGGAUGGCGGAUUUCGAAUCCUUGGAUGGUCCUGGUCUGUGGGCUAAUCCUUUCUUCUCCGCUGGUUGCAUGCAGAUUCGGGCGUCAAGUCUGAGUGGGGAGUGUCGGUGGACGAGGGAGGCCUUUACCAGAGGUGUUUUCAACUUCACGAGACAGCAUCAGGCGUGCGUCAAGAGACGGGCCAUUCUGUCCGUCCAGAACAAUCCAAAGUGCAAAGAUGAAGCGGAGGCGACCAAGAUCGUCAACCAGGUCUUUGACUCUUGCUUUGCCGAUACCCGGCCCUUUUCCGAGAUUUACCGGUAGCUCCUUGUCGGCUCGUCAACCUCCAACCCGUAUCAUGUAUAUAUAUAGAGGGGUAGGGGGAGAUCAUGGAAGAGGGGGAGCAAGCAUGGCACUCUCCCACAAUGCCCGCGUAUUUGUAUAACAACCUUGCCCUUUCGUCUUGUACAACAUAGAAUUAUCAUUGACCUUUAACCCCAGAAGGAUAUAUGAACCCCUACAC
Tuber aestivum (summer truffle) is the source of this 1056-nucleotide messenger RNA. The record is from the annotation of a GenBank genome assembly. NCBI's taxonomy places the organism in Eukaryota, Fungi, Ascomycota, Pezizomycetes, Pezizales, Tuberaceae.